ACAAUUCAGCUCAGUAUUCACAAGCCCUGAUUCUCUGUACAUAGUGCCAAACUGAAUAUGUGUAAAGUGACUUAUGUUAUAUUUAUUUAUUUAAAAAAUUACCUGUAGCCUCUUCAGGGGGCUUCCUAAAGGCCAUGGGGGGGGCAGUCUGCAAAUGUUCCCCCUCCCCCCACCAGCCUCUUAAUUCACCGCCGCAGCCCGUCCCAGGCUGAUUUUCAGGCCUGUUUGGGCCUGCAAAGAUCAGCGUAGUGACCAUUUUGGAGGCCACCACACAUGCUCAGAUGGCCUCUGUGAGGCCUGGCAUGGCUCAUUUGAGCAUGCGCAGAUGAACCAAACAUGGGAAACUCCUAUAUCGGGCAGCAGCGAUAUAGGAAGGUGCUGAAAGGCAUCACUAACAUUAAUCUGCACCUAAAUUGCAUUUAUUUGCUGGUAGAUAGGUAUACCUAGGACUGCAGCCCAACACUUGAAAACACUAUUUGGCUUUGGAAGAGUUCUUAGCAUCACUUGGGGAAAGCACCCUACAUCUUUUCGGUUUCUAUGACCAUUCUAGAAGUUAUUACCAAUAUUCUUUCUUUCUUUUUCUUUCAAAGGUAUUUUAAUAAAAACACUACAAGGAAGACUCCAUGGCCACUUCGAAGAACAAAAUGAGAGAUGCUAAGAAGCCAGUUAGAUACUGUUGUAUGUCCAAGCUAAAGGUGUUUCUAGUGGCAUUAUUUUUUGCCUAUCUGGCCAAGACCAUGUCUGGGGCUUACAUGAGCAGCGUGCUUACACAGCUCGAGCGUCGGUUCAACAUCUCUGCCUCGCUGGUUGGAGUUAUUAGUGGAAGCUUUGAAAUGGGCAACUUGCUGGUGAUGGCGCUUGUGAGCUACUUGGGAACAAAACUCCACCGACCUCGCAUAAUUGCUUUUGGUUGUAUAGUCAUGGCUCUGGGGUGUUUUUUGAUAGCACUGCCUCAUUUCCUGAUGGGAAGGUACCAGUAUGAAAGCAGUGCUUCCUUGGCAGAAAACUCUUCCGCAGACCUGGCUCUUUGCUUUGCAAGUCAGAACCACUUUUCCUUGCCUUCCGAAGAACCCUCAGAAGAAUGUGAUGAGAAACAGGCUGGAUCCUUGAUGUGGGUAUUUCUGCUGGUGGGAAACCUCAUUCGUGGCAUUGGUGAAACUCCUAUUGCUCCUCUAGGCGUUUCGUAUGUGGAGGAUUUUGCAAGGACAGAGAAUUCUCCUUUCUACAUUGGCUGCCUACAGAUCGCAACUAUCCUGGGUCCUUUGUUUGGUUUAAUGACUGCUUCAUACUCUGCUGAGCUAUUUGUUGAUGCUGGAUUCAUAGACCUAGAGGAUGUAACACUGAACCUCACCGAUGCUCGCUGGGUUGGGGCCUGGUGGCUGGGAAUUCUGGUAUGCGCAGCGGUGAACGUCCUUGUUGCAGUCCCCUUCUACUUCCUGCCCAAAUCUCUGCCAAAGGAAGGCGAGGAAGACAACACAGAAUUGGCAACCAAAGGAAACAAAACAUUACUCCAAACCGAAAGUCCGGGUAGUACCAGAGAGAAAAUACGUGAAAUUGCUAAAGAUUUCUUCCCCUACUUGAAAAGUCUUUUUCACAACAGGGUGUAUGUACUUUUUUUGUGUAUCACUGUGUUGCAGUUCAGUGCUGACAUUGGGAUGAUUACGUUUUUGCCAAAAUAUCUCGAGCAGCAGUUUGGAAUAUCUGCAUCAGAUGCUAUAUUUUUAAUAGCUGUUUACAAUUUACCUGUAAUAUGUGCUGGAUAUUUUUUUGGAGGCCUUAUGAUGAAGAAAUUCAAGAUAAGCACCUAUACAGCUGCCCACAUUGGCUUUUGGAGUUAUGUGGCUCAAUAUCUCCUCUACUUUACUGCUUUUCUCAUGGUCUGCAAAAGUGCUGCUUUUGCCGGCUUAACUGUCUCCUAUGGAGGGAUCAAUCAAGUCUCCUAUGAAGAAACAACCUUGUAUGCGGACUGCAAUCGUGGUUGUGGCUGCCCAGCCAAAGUGUGGGACCCGGUUUGUGGAGAGAACGGAAUAGCCUACAUCUCGCCAUGCCUUGCUGGAUGUGAAGUCUCAAAUGGAACUGGGAAAAAUACAGUAUUUGGAAACUGCGCCUGCAUGUCAGCAUCAGGAUUUCCAGCUGGAAGUGGCUCGGCGGUGCUUGGCCAAUGUGACAGAAAGGAGGACUGUGGCAUGAUGCUGCACUAUUACUUAAUUUUGUGCUUAAUCUGCUGUUUAAUUUAUUCUUUUGGCGCCAUGCCUGGUUACAUGGUCCUAAUAAGGUCUAUGAAGCCUGAGGAGAUGUCGUUUGGUGUGGGUCUCCAUACCCUGGCAGAAAGACUAUUUGCUGGAAUUCCAUCACCCAUUUAUUUUGGAGCUGUGAUAGACACCACGUGCUUGAAAUGGGGAACCAAGAGCUGUGGUGCAGAAGGAGCAUGUCGGCUAUACGAUGUUGACACAUUCAGAUUGCUGUACCUGGGUAUGUCAUCCGUCCUCCAUGGAUUGUCCUUUGUCCCUUGUGUGUUUAUACUCCUCAUUUUAAAGAAACGGUUAAAGAACCCAACAAGCGAGAACAUAGAAUUGGAAGCCAAAGAAGAGGAGAAUGGAGCAGCUGAACCGAAGGACAUAUCUGAAGCCCAGCCAUGUACCAGGUUACAUCAAGAGGCAACUGGUUGUGGAAACACAGACUGAAGUACUGACGGAAGCUAAUGAAGUGCUGCAUUUUUCUACUUCUUAUGCCUUUUGACAGUUUUGGAAGUGUUUCCUUCCUUUUAAGGCUAAAGGCCAUGUGAACUUUUUCUUUAAAGUAAAUGCAGUUUUACUUUCUAACCAAAAA
Molecule: messenger RNA, 2829 nt
Organism: Hemicordylus capensis (graceful crag lizard)
Lineage: Eukaryota; Metazoa; Chordata; Lepidosauria; Squamata; Cordylidae
Product: solute carrier organic anion transporter family member 1A2-like
Exons: 14
Coding region: 624-2684 (686 amino acids)
Biological process (GO): bile acid and bile salt transport; sodium-independent organic anion transport; transmembrane transport
Cellular component (GO): membrane
Molecular function (GO): bile acid transmembrane transporter activity; protein binding
Source: RefSeq, a predicted model, not a curated record